This is a messenger RNA of Jatropha curcas, 1773 nucleotides long. Its product is annotated as Restriction endonuclease, type II-like superfamily protein. NCBI's taxonomy places the organism in Eukaryota, Viridiplantae, Streptophyta, Magnoliopsida, Malpighiales, Euphorbiaceae. The record is from RefSeq and is a predicted model, not a curated record.
CCGGGUCUAAAUUAGCUUGGAGCAAAAUAGUGCAUUUGGAGUCUGAUGUGAUACACCAACGACAUCGUUUUCGCCUGGAGACAUUCUUCCACUGAACAGAUAAAAUUGUUUGUCUCAUUGUUUCAUUGCCUGAGCCGCUGAGCGCCUCUCUCUCGACUCUCCGCAACUCUCCGCAUCUUCCUAGUUGCGGUCUUUGUUAUGGUAACAAACCCUAAAUGCUACUGUUAUCCACGAGUCCUUUUCUAGAGAAAAGCAAGAUUAAAAGUUGCAAUCUUUUACUGGGUUUGGGGGGCAAGUUCUCUAUGGAAAAGGCAGUGAUUUUAAUGAGAUGAAGCCUUUUCAAGUCUCUCCCAUUCAAUCUAGAGCUUCUUUUGUUCUUGUCAAAGUUAGACCCUUUUCUAAUAUUUCAGUUUCAGCACACGGCACAAGGUCUCUUUCAGUCACUAUCAACAACCUCAUUUUCUUGGCAAUGACCAACACCUGCAACAGAAGAUUGCACAGCAUUCACCAUCAAGCAGCAAGGCGAUUGUCUCUUGGGAGAAGAUAUGGAGUUGGAUCUAUCAGGACCUUCUCCACAUUAUCUGCACCGUUGAUCUCUGCAAUUGGAUCUCUUGUUGUCCGGAAUCCCUCAUCACUAGUGUUGACCUCAUGUAUUACCCAGUCUGAUGUACCCCAACGCUCAGAUGAAUGGUUUGCCCUCAGGAGGGACAAAUUGACAACUAGCACCUUUAGUACUGCCUUGGGUAUUUGGAAGGGAAACCGUCGCUUUGAGCUUUGGCAUGAGAAGGUAUUUGAACCAGAGAUACAGAUCAUUGAAUCCUCCAAGAGAAGAGCUAUGGAAUGGGGUGUUCUCAAUGAAGCAGUAGCUAUAGACAGUUAUAAAAGCAUCACAGGUCGUGAAGUUAGUCAUUUAGGAUUUGCUAUCCAUUCAGCAGAGCAAUUUGAUUGGCUUGGUGCUUCCCCAGAUGGUCUUCUUGGUUGCUUUCAUGGAGGAGGCAUUCUGGAAGUUAAGUGUCCGUACAACAAGGGGAAGCCAGAGACGGCUCUACCCUGGUCAACUAUGCCUUUCUAUUACAUGCCUCAAGUGCAGGGGCAAUUGGAAAUAAUGAAUAGAGAAUGGGCAGAUUUAUUUUGCUGGACACCAAAUGGAAGCACAAUAUUUCGUGUGCAUAGGGACCGUGAUUAUUGGGAGCUAAUACAUGGGAUAUUACGAGAAUUUUGGUGGGAGAAUGUGAUUCCUGCCAGGGAAGCUUUGUUGCUUGGGAGGGAAGAGGAGGCAAAAUCGUAUAAACCGACAUCCACUCACAGACAGACGGGACUUGUCAUAUUUAAGAGUUCAAAGUUAGCUAGUGAAUCCAAGAUAUUGUGUAGGGAGAUUGCUGGUCAUGUUGAAUUUUAUAGAUAAUGAAGUCUAAACUGGUGUUUUGCAAUCUCUCACUCCUAGAGUAGGCUGCAAGAUGUGCUAGGAGCUGCAGAAUCAAAUACGUGGAAUCCCUUGAAGCGAAAGGAGAUCAGGUUAAUGCACAGAAAGAAUUAAGAGAGAAGAUUGAAAAUAUUGUCAAACAGCUUGCUGAUCAAAAGUGAUGGAGCAGAAAAUAUCAUCUAGAUUAUGUAAUUUGUUGAGUGACUACUGAGCUUCCUUAGUUCGUACUCCAUUUAUAAUUUUAUCUAUUUGUUAUCGAUUGGAGUUUAUCAUGUAUUUAUAAUCUUCCUGAACCAGAUUGAUUUACUUUCAAAUCAUUUUAAAUUAAAAAUCAUGGUUUCAACUUUUUA